Molecule: messenger RNA, 4255 nt
Organism: Vitis vinifera (wine grape)
Lineage: Eukaryota; Viridiplantae; Streptophyta; Magnoliopsida; Vitales; Vitaceae
Product: pentatricopeptide repeat-containing protein At2g30780
Exons: 2
Coding region: 140-1624 (494 amino acids)
Molecular function (GO): protein binding; mRNA binding
Source: RefSeq, a predicted model, not a curated record
CAAGGCCCGAUUGCCGAUGCCUGAACAGACCGAGAUUCAAUCCGUCUUCACUACCACUGUUACCAAACACCAGAAACAUCCCAUCAUCCAUACCAUUCUCUGCAAACCCUAGCAUGCGGUCUCCAAUCGCCACAGCGCAAUGAAGCGAGUGUGGAAGUCGGGUCUCAUCUGCACAAAACCCAAAAUCUUAACCCCCGAUUUCCAGAACCUCGCACGGGUUACCCACACGCGGACCCCAUUACAGGGUCCGUACACUCUAACCAGCAUGAUCGGUUUGUUCUCCGACAAGCACUCUGAGUUGGACCUCAGAGCUAGAGAGGAGCUGAGGGGCAAGGUUUCGCAGCUGAGAGACGAGUUGGUGCCUAGUGGUGAUGACUCGGAUAUGGUCGUUAGGGUUUUGGAGGAGAAGGGCGAAUCGUUGUUUCGGAGCUAUUCCAAUGGGUCCGCCUUUGUUGAGCUGCUGAAGCAGUUGAGCUCGUGGCCUUACUUAGCGCUCCAGGUUUUUAAUUGGAGAAGAAACCAGACAGAUUAUAGCAUUCCCAUGACAUCAGAGGAGUAUGCCAAGGGUAUUUCAGUUGCUGGCAGAACUAAGAACGUUGAUCUUGCGGUUGAGCUGUUUACGGAGGCUGCUAAUAAGCAAAUUAAGACAACUUCUACUUAUAACGCACUGAUGGGUGCCUAUAUGUGCAAUGGUCAUGCAGAGAAAUGUCAGGCAUUGUUUCGGGACUUAAAGAGGGAAGCAAGUUGUAGUCCUACAAUUGUAACAUAUAACAUUCUUAUUUCGGUCUUUGGUCGCUUGAUGCUGGUAGAUCACAUGGAGGCAACAUUCCGGGAGAUAAAAGAAUUAGAGCUCUCACCUAACAUAAGUACAUACAAUAAUAUAAUUGCUGGGUAUGUCACAGCUUGGAUGUGGAACAGAAUGGAAGAUACUUUUAGGACGAUGAAGGAAGAUAACAUCCAGCCUGAUAUCAACACACACCUGCUAAUGCUUCGUGGAUAUGCACAUUCAGGUAAUUUGCAAAAAAUGGAAGAAACUUAUGAAUUGAUAAAGGGUCAUGUUAAUGACAAGGAAAUUCCAUUGAUCAGAGCCAUGAUAUGUGCAUACUGUAAGAGUUCCAUCACAGAUAGGGUUGAAAAGAUUGGUGCUCUAAUGAAGCUCAUUCCUGAGAAUGAAUAUAGACCUUGGUUGAAUGUGAUGUUGAUUAGAGUUUAUGCACAAGAAGACUGGGUAGAGGAGAUGGAAAAUUCAAUAAAUGAGGCCUUUGAGCAUAAAACAUCUGUAAAAACAAUGCGCGUAAUGCGAUCCAUCAUCGCAACUUAUUUCCGAUGCAAUGCAGUAGACAGGCUUGCAAACUUUGUAAAGCGUGCAGAGUGUGGUGGAUGGCAUAUAUGUCGGUCUCUAUAUCACUGUAAAAUGGUCAUGUACGCAUCCCAGAAGCGCCUGGAGGAAAUGGAAAGUGUCCUUAAUGAGAUGGAGAGUUCUAAUUUUUGCUGCACUAAAAAGACAUUUUGGAUCCUCUAUAAAGCCUAUUCAAUGUGGGAUCAAAGACAUAAAGUUGAGCAAGUAAAAGGAUUGAUGUGCAAGCAUGGAUACGGAAUUCCUUCUGAUGUUCUCCUUUCAUAAUACAUUCUUUAUGCAGCAUAAUAUUGCAUGCCAAAAAGUGCGAAAAGCAUUCAGCUGAUUACUGUGGAUGUUUAGUCACAUCUGUAAGAUGGAUUGUGGAUUUCAAAUCAUUCACAGGUAGACGUCUUCUCUCAUGCUUCUUUGUUAAUUACCUCUUAUAUGUUGACCCAUUUUUCCAUUUCAUUGCCUGAGUUUGAACCCUUUUAUUUGUCAGUUUGUUGCUGUUGCUUAUUCUUGCUUGCAAUGGCUGCAGGUAAGAAUAUUGUUGUCUCUAUAGUAAAACUAUUUGCUCACAUGACACUGAUUUCUCAGUGUUCAUACCCAGCUUGGCUUCAACAAUUAUCAGGGUAGAAGCCACCUUUUUGUUUUGAGCAUGUGUUUUUACAGUUUAGCUCCACACUGUUAUUUAAAUAUCUGACCUUACCUUUGGAUUGCUUAAUCGCAGUAGUUCUUAAAGGACGACCAAUGUCAUGGGAGGCAUAUUUAUGCCUCUUCCAUGCUUGCAAACCAUAGUCUUCAGAAAAUUGACAAUAUACAAAUCUGUCAUGAGAUUUUUUUUCUGUUCCAGAUUAAUGCAUGCUUGCUCUCCUAUUUGUUUAUAAGGGGGAAUAAAAAAUGUACAUUUGGUAGAUAAUGCUACCAGUUACUUCAUUUUCUUAUGAACUUUCCAGAUAUGUAUGGCAGAUUACAUUAUGAAUUAUUUUAUUGCACGAUUUUAUAAAAACUUAUCAAGUACAUCUAGCACUUCGUUAAAUUAUUGUCUGGCUGCCUAACCAUCAAGAUUCUUCGGAUGGUAUUGCUAAGUUUGUUUGACCUGAUAUAAUGCUUAUGCACCUCUGUGGUAAUUUUUAUCUCAUGUCAAUUUUUUUGAACUAAAGGACCUCUCUACCUGCUCUUGAACACUGAACCAAAUGCUUUGCCCUCUGAAACAGGAAAAUAAUUCUAAGAUACAAUUUAAUCAGCACCCUCCCUACUUGGUCUUUGAACUAGUAUGAACAUGGUUACCAUUCAGCACACUAGGAGGUUUUAGUAAAUAAUUCACACACACACACAUAGAUAUAUAUAAGCCCAAAUCACUGGUUUCUCAGGGUAAAUGUAAACUCACUUUUAAGGUGGGGCUACAUUAUGAAUUGUUUUAUUACACGAUUUUAGAAAAACUAAUCAAGUACAUGUAGCACUUAGUUAAAUUAUCAUCUGGCUGCCUAACCAUCAAGAUUCUUUGGAUGGUAUUGCUAAGUUUGUUUGACCUGAUAUAAUGCUUAUGCAUCUCCAUGGUAAUUUUUAUCUCAUGUCAAUUUUUUUGAACUAAAGGACGUCUCUACCUGCCCUUGAACACUGAACCAGAUGCUUUGCUUCUGAAACAGGAAAAUAAUUCUAAGAUGCCAAGUUAAUUAGUACCCUCCCUACUUGGUCUUUGAACUAGUAUGAACCGUGGUUUCCAUUCAGCACACUAGAGGUUUUAGGAAAAAAUUUACCCACACACCAUCUCUUGCCCAUUCUAAGCCCAAAUAUAAUGCUUAUAUAUAUAUUUAAGCCCAAAUCACUGGUUUCUAAGGGUAAAAGUGAACUCACUUUUAAGGUGGGGCUUGGAUAGAGGCACCAUUAUUGGUGUAGAAUCUUGCAAGCAAAUGGGGGCAGAACCCAAGAACACAGGAAUUUGUCCUUGUUCUCUUUCUGCUAAAUAGGAGUUAUAAGAACAAGCUAGCAAAUGACCAUAGAAACAAAGGCUACAACUUGACAAUUUAGAAACUUUUUCUAGCUAUGCUAUUAAUUAAAUUUUCAGGUUCAGCAUGCACAAUCAUGGUUUUCUUGGUGUCCUCGCUAUUCUUCAUUUCCCUUGGUAUCAUAUCAUUUGUCAAAUUACUUAGAUUUCAUAAAUUCAUGAUUGGUGGGGGCCUACCACUAGUCAAAAUCUGGUUACCUAUUCUACUGAAAAACUUAUAACAUAUUUACUGUGUCACUUGGGACUUUGCCCAUGUGGUUGCUCACCCUCUAAGCCCAUGUUCAAGAUUUACUUUGGUUUAAGUUUGUUCUCUUGGUUUUGCAUUUAGUUGACCUUUUCUUUAUUCUGCUGUACAUUUGAUCGACUGAAUACUUCUCUUGCAGAUAUUGCUACAAAAUGCUUGAUGGACCAUGGCUAACAAAGUGCUGAAUGCAGCCUGAUAUUGAAAUAACAUCCACCAAGAUAUUAAGGGUGGUGAUUAUUCCUGUGCAAAAUCUGCCAGAAAUUGAAAUAACGUCCACCUAGAGAUUAAGGGUGGUGAGUUUGUGUGUGUAAAACCCCAGUUCACUUCCUGUAACACCUAGAGAUUGAGAGAGAUCAAAUUGUUGGACAAUAUUUUUGGAACAAUUAAACCCACGAAAGUAAACCUUCCAAGGGCUGUGCUAUUGUUCCCUAUUUGCUUGAAUCAAGACCCUUCCUCAAGAGGGGAGGUGAUGAAUCAAAUCAAUCAGUAACAAGGGCCAGGAUCGUCAAUCAAUGACAUUAGUUUCCUGUAUUGCUGCAGCACUUUUCUUGACAUUGUCUUGUAAAUUAUUUCUGAUGGUAUGAGCUGAGCUGAGCCGAGCCAAUCAUUAUUACCAAUUCAAAUUCAAGAAUUCUUAAUGGCUUCUGCGGCCGUUUUUACUCAA